Cylindrotheca closterium is the source of this 1119-nucleotide messenger RNA. NCBI's taxonomy places the organism in Eukaryota, Bacillariophyta, Bacillariophyceae, Bacillariales, Bacillariaceae. The record is from the annotation of a GenBank genome assembly.
AUGACGGUUCUUUCCACCUUUGCCAAGAUUGGUUUGGGGCUUGGGCUCUCAUUUGUAGCAUACAAGACAUAUAGAGGACUGACCAUGACCGAGGAGGAAAAGAAGAGAGAAGCAAACAAGAAUUAUUGGUUGGAUCGUGUCCAUCCAGAGCUGCUCAAUCCAGUGGUUCGAUAUCAACCUGAUCUCAACUUCAACACUGAACGUAAGGUUCGGUUCUUCAACUUUUUAAUGGGGAUCAAAGGCCCCCCUACGAAAGGGGUCAAAGCAGAGGACGUCCCAGGCAUUGGAGUAUGGUUUUCUCCCAAAGAGGAGGAAGGCGACACGAAAAGAGAUCCCAAGGUUGCUGUUUUAUAUCUUCAUGGUGGUGGUAGAAUCAUGGGUCUAUAUUCAAGUGGAUUGCAGGCCAUAUUUUGCUCCAGACUUGUAAAACAUCUCAAUCUCCCUGUGUUCAGCGCCAAGUACCGCACCGCUUUGAUUGAUGAUCCCUUUCCAGCGGCGCUGAAUGACGCAGUUGACGCCUACAAGUAUCUUGUGGAUUCCAUCAAGAAACAAGACCCAACGGCUACCAACGACAACAUUAAGAUUGCACUCUGCGGCGAGUCUGCUGGCGGUGGUUUGGCAGCAGAAAUGUCACAACGUUUGCUGGACGAAUACAAUUCCAACAAUACUAAACAAGAAUCAUCUUAUCCAUUGCCCGUGGCACAGCUCUUGAUCAAUCCCAUGUUGGAUGACAGGACUUCGGUAGAACCAAAGGAGGAAUAUCCAGCGAAUCACUUGAUUUGGAACCAUCACAGCAACAUUUAUGCAUGGUCUACCUAUUUGGGACCCAAUCACAAGCCAGGUCAAGACAAACUGCCAAAGUAUGCUGCUGCGUCGCGACGAGAAAAUUUCAAAGGUCUCCCACCUGCAUGGAUUACGGCUGGAAGCCUCGAUUUAAUGUGUCCAGAAGCGGCGGACUAUGCCAAACGGCUGAAAGAGGCGGGGGUACCAACGGAAUAUCUGGAAAUAAAGGGGGCAUAUCACGGUUUUGUAACCAUUUGUGAAGGAGAUGAGCCUCCCACGAUCCCAUUGUGGAAGAGUUUCAGGGAGUUUGCUCGGAAGUAUUUGUUAGAUGAAUGA